AUGCAAGAAUAUGGUGGGGGCGUGUCGAGUAAGACGGGCGAGUAUCGGGAUGGUGGUCCCGACGGCGGGCGAGACCGGGGCAUGCCCCACCAGGCAGACGGAUACCCUCCCCAACACCAAUAUGCUGUGAUGCAACAAAAAAACUAUGGAUGUUCCAGUAAAGAUUUGUCAGACCAGAAUAUGGCAACCUACUGCCGCGUCGCAACUGGCAUUUACGAAGCCACCGCGUCCAGCCAGCAGUAUCAGAACCCAAGAUAUAACAAUCCAUCGGCCCCGACUUUUAGUUCACCUCCUAAUUCCCCUCUCGUUGGCCUUGUUUUUGAUCCAUCUUCACCCAACUACAGCGGCCCUGGGAUGAUAGGAGACAAAGCUGUCAACGACCGACGAUCCCAGAGCUCCUGGUCUAUCUCCAACCAAGAACCGAUCGGCACUGGUGCGAAGAAGAAAAUAGUGAAAAGCCAAGAUAAACGCAACGCUUACAGUGCAGAUCCUCGAUACCACGAGAGAUACAAGGACAACAGCACUGAAGUAGAUCGCCAACGUAAGGAAAGGAACCUAACUUCAGAGUCCACUUCGAGUCUCGAUUUCUUUGUCGAAGGAGAGAGAAUGGUGUCAGAGCUCUGCAACAUACCCGACUCGCGGGCGGACUCCAAUAAUCAAAAACAAAACCAAAAAUCAACCAACCAAGACGAUGACAAAAAGCCAUGCGUGUCAUCGGAAGUUCUGCUGACUGCUUUGGAUAAAAUUGUCAUACAUGAUCAAAUACCUAAUCAAAUUGUUCAGCUAGCUGUGGAGGCGUGCACUGAUGCUGAAAAUAUAGCAAUAGCCCAUCACAACAGACCUUGCUUUAAGAAUAUUCACUCGAUUUGUGCUAAAACUAGAUCCAACGUUCAGAAACCCGACAGCGCUGUCGCUAACCUGCAUUCUCAAGGGGUACCUUGGGUGAUCAAAAACUUUAUUUUCUCUUUUGUGAGAAUUUUAGAUGGUUGGAAAGGUGUAAAAGAACUACUCAGUGAAAAACAUGACACGUUUUCAAGAAUUGAAAAUAAAUACUACAGUCCCAACAUAAGAGAGUGCUUUGUGCAGUGGCAGGCUGUUACAAAGGAAAUGUUAACACACAUUUAUAAAACCUUUAAGUGUCUUGAUCACGGUUUUACCAUGGAACAAAAGAGUUUUACCCACAACUAUUACGCCACCAACUCGGCAGCACCUAGGAAUCAAAAUCAGAACAAAUUUCAACCAACCAAGCCGCAUGCAAGUACUCCGAGGCCUGUCAACGCUUCACCGCAGCCAUUCAAUGCCGUUCAACCUCCAUGGGUUCAAAACCAAACUCAAGCGGCUUCACAGAGUUUCAAUGAUGGUCCUUGGCCCGCACGAUCAGGUGUCGCUUACAAGAAAUAUCCCGUGGUACCACCGCCAAACUCUCACAAUUUCUAUCCGCUGAACGACCAAGCUGACAUAGAAAGCUACCCGAAAGCACAGUAUAAGUGUGAUCCAUGCAGUGUUCGUGAAGCUAAGCCCCGGCAAUCUUGGACUAUCACAAAUGUACCCGAUUUUCGUGCUCUUGAAGGUAUGUGUCAUGCGGAGCAACGAGAACUCUACGCUCAAUUGAAACACAAAAUGGACGCGGAACUUGGCAAGGCACCAGGUCAGCCACUUUUAGGUAAUAUGCCUUGCGAUUUGUUGCAACGCAGAGAUAUGGAACUUAAAGCCAAGAUGAUUCCUUUGAGCCAUGUGGAAAAGACUUUAAUUCCAAGCAUGGCGGCGGCUGCCGAAAUGAGAGGGUGCUACGUACAGAAAAACAAUAGCUGCGGCGAUACAAAGGAAGAGGCUGAUUUUUUUGCGGCAUGGGGUCAGAUGGUCCAAAAAGAACCUAGCGAUUUUAUAACUCAUCACACUCACAAUAUUCAAAUCCCAUCAAAUGUUGUGACGAUUUCAAACAAUAUCUCUGGCCCCGUACAAUUCAUCGAUCCAGAAAAUGAUGAGUUUCACGAAAUGUCUAAAGUAUAUAUGAAGCCUGGCAGCUACAAGGUGCCUAUAAAGCCGGCAGAUCCAAUUUCACCAUUUGUCCAAGGUAACGCUCAAGAUGUAGUUUACGACGGUUCUAUGGGGGAAGAUAUAGCCCUUAAAAUGAAAGUUCCGUUUCCGCCUGUGACAUUAGCUCCACAGCCAAAAUAUAAUCUAGAAUCGUGGCCUUGUUUGAUGUCCAGACGCACAGACGAUAUCUUUGCAGAUGAUCAAAAGAUGAUGCCAAGACAUGCUAUUCCAUGUCUGGACAUGCGGGCGGCAGACUCACUCGACCUUUUAAGUUCUAUGACAUCAGAUCGUGCUUGGGAAGCAGCCAAACAAUCCGCACCAAAGCUAAUGGAUUUCAUUCAUGAAGGGUCUAAGUCUGACACAGCUCGAUUGUAUGAUGCAUUAGGUCUAAGCGCAACUGAUGAGUUCUCUGAAGAUUUGAAACAAGUUAAAAUCAGCAUGGAACAGAAUGAUGCGUGGUCUACUGGACUGUCCAACCAUUUUAUUUCGAAAGAUUUAACUAGUGUAUGGAAUCAACAAGCGAUCAAAAAUGAUUAUAUUCUUCCUAAGAAUCAAGACCAGUCAAUUUUUACUGAUGAUACUAUUAAACUCCUUGAUUCGGAAGCCAAAUUACUUGAACCUGAUGAUACUUUAGAUGUUCCUGAGUGUAGGAUUGACGAAGAGAAAAAAGAGAAUACUCGUUGUCCUAACUUCGAUCACACCGGUAAUUAUGUGCGAGAUGACAAUCAGAAGAAAUCUGGUGGUAAGCCCAAGAUUGCCGCAUCAGGAAUGUGGUAUCAUCCUAAGAAAAAGAAGCCUUUACCAGCUAACACUGUUAAGAAGUUUGAGGCAAUUAUUUGUAACCUAUCUCAAAUAAAUGAAGCUGCUUUUAUUCAACAUGAUAUGGAUAUUAAAGUGGCUCCCAGAUUCUAUGAAGUCGUGAAAUAUCCAAUGUGUCUUCAUGAUAUAUCGACGAAACUGAAGAACUCUUCUUACAAUGAAUAUGAUCAGGUCGUUCAAGAUUUCAGGCGAAUAUUCAACAAUGUGCGACUGUACCUGAAGAGCUAUCCAGAUCCGGCGAUGAAAAAGAACGUUAAUAAAAUUUCCAAUGAUUUCGAGAAAAUGUUGAAUGAAGAGUUUCAAACCAAGUGGGACUCAAAGUCAAAGUCCCAAGAUGUCGUCGAUUGUCAAGAUAACUCACAUAAAAAGGAUGAAAAGGAUUCAGACACCAACACGACUGAAACCAAGGGCGAGGACAAUAAAAAAAGCGAAACUAAAACGAGUGGAGAUGAUAAAAAGUGA
Spodoptera exigua (beet armyworm) is the source of this 3318-nucleotide messenger RNA. Lineage: Eukaryota; Metazoa; Arthropoda; Insecta; Lepidoptera; Noctuidae. The record is from the annotation of a GenBank genome assembly.